This is a messenger RNA of Ylistrum balloti, 6613 nucleotides long. Its product is annotated as integrin alpha-9-like. Gene Ontology annotation, biological process: cell-matrix adhesion; cell adhesion mediated by integrin; cell-cell adhesion. Lineage: Eukaryota; Metazoa; Mollusca; Bivalvia; Pectinida; Pectinidae. The record is from RefSeq and is a predicted model, not a curated record. The transcript has 21 exons. Gene Ontology annotation, molecular function: integrin binding. The coding region runs from base 2 to 3238 and encodes 1078 amino acids. Gene Ontology annotation, cellular component: external side of plasma membrane; integrin complex.
CAUGUGUACUUUUUCUACAUAUACACUGAUGACAUUUUUGUCAGCCUCUGUAGCUUUUAACUUAGAUACCGAACAUCCGGUGAUCUAUACAGGACCAAAUGGAAGUUAUUUCGGAUAUUCCGUAGCAAUGUUGGAUAAUGUAUAUGGUUCAUGGGUUUUGGUUGGAGCCCCACUGGACCAAGACAUUAACCAGCCCGGGGUUGAUCGUCCUGGGACACUUUACAAAUGUCCGUACAGUGACCAUGGGUCAAGGGAAGAAUGUACCCAGGUAAACGUGGACAGCACAGGGAAUACAGAACAAGCUAUGAUGUUCCAUGGUAAUAAUAUCAAGUUUCACCACCAUAAAGACGGUCAGUGGCUUGGCGUGGCUCUUGAUGUUCGACCAGACGACCAUUCGUCCGUUUUGAUUUGUGCUCACAGAUGGAUGGACAACUUUCUGCUGAAGAAGUUUGACGACAUAUCCCACAUGAACGGCAUGUGCUAUCAGUUACAUAGUAACUUGACUGCUCCAGGUCGACUCGUCCCAGCCCUCACCAAACUAAACCGCUUGGUAAAUCGGAGACUUCGCUAUGCCGAAUUCUCCAUGGGCAGCCUUGGGAUGGCGGCUCAGUUUUCAAACGAAGGAGGUCAGCUCUUAAUGGGUGCACCCGGGCUCAACGACUGGUCUGGCGGAGUUGCCAUAGAGAAGGAGAGCAAUUCCAGACGAGAUCUACGCUACAUAGAACCGGUUUACAGCAUAUAUCACGACAAUUAUAUAGGGUAUGCCAUCACCACCGGAAGUUACUUGUCGCGCAGGUCCAAGAAUAUUGCACUAGGUGCUCCGAAGGCCAAUAACACGGGAAAGGUUUUAAUUUUUGAUUUGGCGAAUCCAAGAAACAGUCCUCAGCUUAUCAUAACUGGAAACCAGCUGGGAAGCUACUUUGGCUCGGCACUGUGUACAAUGAAGUUCAGCUCGGACGGGUGGGACGACAUCUUGGUGGGUGCUCCAUGGUACUCAUCCGGCGGUGUUCAAGAAGGACGUGUUUUUAUUUACAUCUCUAGGGGACUGAUGGGAUUUAAAAAGUCGGAUACAGAAUUAGUUGGAUCCUCGUCUAGCCAUUCCGGAUUUGGUUCAGCCAUCGUUAACCUGGGCGAUACAAACAACGAUGGUUACCAAGACGUAGCUGUAGGAGCGCCAUACGAGGAUGACACCCGCGGGGCCGUGUACGUGUAUUUAGGUACUAAGGACGGCGUGUGGCCUGUACCGUUACAAACCAUACACGCCCGCACACUAAAUCUGGGGCUAAGAGGAUUUGGAGCAGCGUUCUCGCGACCUCACGACAUCGACAAAAAUGGAUACAAGGAUAUUGUCGUGGGAGCUCAUAUUUCAAAUCAAGCUGUGUUACUACGCACGCGCCCCAUACUGAAAUUAGCUGUUGUUUUUAUCGUUGCGCCAAAGAAAAUAGAUCCUGAUCGAAUGUGUACAGACUACGGAUUACCUUACCCCUGUGCCAGGGUGAGGUUCUGUUUCUCCUAUCAAGUUAAUGGACAUCCUACUCCAGCUGAUAUUGAUUUGCAUUAUACUCUGGGUGUUGAUGUCACACGUGGUCACAAAACACGCAGGGCUGUUUUCAUUGAGGCCCUGAAGAACGCAACCUUAACGGAAGUGAUGUCACGAACCGGAAGUUUUGUUUUGUCUCGAAAUUCCCGAACAUGUAGCGAUCUUCAUACAUUUUUUCUGAAGAAUACAGUAGACCCAUACGAGGCUAUCACUGUGGAGUUGAGUUUUUCAGAGAGAUACCGAAAUACUAGUUCGAUUGUACCGAUUGUGGCUCCUUACAUUGCUAAAAAGAAGGUGGUUCCGACACAACAAUAUAUACAACGGCAGAUUUCUAUCAUGAAGGACUGUGGAUCUGAUGACAAGUGUAGAAGUAGUCUCGAAUUAUUGAAUAUGACCCUGAUGAUUGGCCAGUCUAACUCUACAUAUGUUAUCGAUGAAAGUGAAGACAUAAAAGUAGGCAUUUCACUCAUAAAUUACGGAGAAGUAGCCUAUGCGACUGCGGUAAAAUUGAAUGCUCCUUGGAAUGUAGCAUUACGAGGAGGAUGGAAAACAAUGGCAAAAAUUAGCACGCCCCUAGCUUGUACGAUAAGUCAUUCACAAACAAAAUCUGAAAGAUGCGACAUAAUUUGUGACAUCGGCGACGUCAAGUUCCUUGAUGACGUCAUUAAAGUUUCAAUACAGUUAGGAAUAAGAUAUGAGUUUUCGACGAAAAGUUUCGUAAUAAAUUCAUCCUUAGAUUCAAGAAGUGAUGAUACAAUGACAAACAGGAAGACAAUGGCUACAGAGGUCCGAGUUCAGUACCUACCAAACGUUAAAAUCACUGGGUUUUCUACACCUGAUCAGCGCGUGUUAUCGGAGAGGAAGGACUUUCUAGGGUAUGAGAACAUCACUCAUAUCUUUGACGUCACUAGCUAUGGACCAAGCUCUCUUUCCCGUGGGAUCUUAACACUUAAGUUACCCGUCAGGGAAAGAUACAUUGAACUACGCAGAUAUACACUCGACACAGAACAGGGAGUAAGCUGUAUUGUAAACAGAAGUUCAAAUAUGUUGACCAAAGCCGACAGGAAAGACCAAGGACUUCGUAACAAAAUGAUGAUAAGCUGUGAGCGGUUCCCUUGUUUGUCCAUUAAGUGUGAUAUCUGGGACCUGUCACCACAACAUUCCAUUACAUUGAAAGCAUACAUGACCCUAUCCAGUAGUCUCUUCACUGAAGAUAAGAGAUUUAAUCACAUUCGACUGGAGACUUUCUCCAUGUUCACUUAUGACGAAGACCCGAGUCCGAAUUUCGAGGAAAUAAAAACAGGGACAUCGGUGGCCACAGACUUCCUGAUUUACAAAAAGGUACUACGUACAGAGAAACUCCAGCUUUGGAUCAUACUUGUCAGUUUCUGUGGAGGGAUAAUCGUUUUCAUGAUAAUUGGAAUAAUUCUUCUCCGAAUUGGCUUCUUUAAGAGGAGGCACCGAGACGAUCUUCUUAUCCUCCGAAAGUUACAGUCCAGACACUGUGGAAGAUCUCGCGUGAGUUCUGAAGAGACGAGUGAUGGAGGAGAGGGCAGCAAUGAGAAUCUCGUCCUCGCAACGGACUACAGAACUGUGACUUAUGACUUGUCAAGGGAAUCAUCACCCGAUUCACCGAUCUCCCGGACGUUUAAUGACACGGAUUAUUUAGAACCUAUUCAAACACUUGCGAGAUCGUGAUUUAUGAUAAUCUUAUUGAACGCUUAUAUUUAUUAUGUGUUUCAUAUUCAAAAUCGUCUGUUUUUUCUUAACUUCCCUUUUUUUAACAGACCGUUGGAAAUUUGCAUUUCAUCGUAUUAUCAGGUCCAAUUAAAAAAACCUACUAAUAGCAUUACUUUGUCGUUUAAUGAUUUCCCUCGGUCUGCUUAUUGCCAGAAUUGAGUUACUGCUUCCGGAAGAAAGGGUUAAGAUCUGGCUUCUGGUUCAAUGCGUGCGUAUACUCCACAAUAUACACAAAAUCGAUUUGUUGUUUGUCCAAUUCUUCUCUUGAAAUAUCUGAUCCGUUAUCUUUAUUUACUACAUUUUUGAUAUGUCAUUUCGUGCCGAUUCUACUGCAUUCCUGAAGAAACGCGAAACGCCAUGAAAAUACAGUGUAAUCAUCAACAUCUCUUAUAAGCGUUUGUUUUAUUGACUUUUCAUCAGAAAUUGAUAUCUCUUUUAAGUUGAUACCUGAUGUGUACAGGUACAUAUACUGUCUAUAUAGGAAAGUUUCACUAUGCUAUCUCUAAGUGUGUUUGUGCUGAGAUAGCAUACAGAAUACAUAAUCGGUAUCACGCAGUCACGACUUUUAUUUGAACUAUAACUAACUUCAUAAAUGAAAAAACUACGAGUUACAAUAACCUACUUUCAAGAUCACAGUGAUGAAAUACUGAGGCUGCAUUAAUAGAAACCAUGCUUUGUUUUUAGUUUAGUAAAGUGAAAAGGUUAUAAUACAUAUUUUAAAUGAAUUACGUUAGCCUUAUUCAUGUCCCGUCAAACACAUUAAAACAGAGAAACAUUUAAAAAGGCAUGCGGUCGAAUAUAUUUACCUGAACACGAUUUCUUUUUCAAUUUGUGAACAGUGAAGCCCGUUGUUUAAAAAGUUAGCAAGGGGAUUAUGUAAAAUUCGUACACGUGGAUCCAUUUUGUGUUUGCGACACCAUAAACUACAUACAUAUAAAUAGCUCACGUGUGACACGGUGGUAUCAACUCGUGUGGCAAAUAGACUUGACGCUGAGUUUCUGAGUUGUGUAUUUCAAAAGUUUUACAUAACCUUUAAUCACCAUGAUUAAUUGAUUUCAUGUUGUUUUUACGGCCAAUUUUAUUUUCAGACCAACUUUUUUGUGUCUAUAAAUUGAUGAAGAGAAAAACACAGGAAAGUUCCUCAAAAUGAAUCGCUAUCUAUAACAUUUGAUAAGUUUCUGAUAAGAAUUUUGUGAAACUGGAAACUUAGGUGAAGGCUCUUUCGUAGUUGUGUUGUUGUGGGCGACAUUAAAGCCCGUGCAAUGAUUGAAACAAACAUAUCUAUUAUAAUGUGUUAAAACAGAACUUACUGCACUGUUAGGUUUUCGAGCAAAGUGCAAAUAUACUUAGAUAUAAUUAAGUUAUUAUAAAAUCAGCUGGUUUUUCAUACAAACGGUUUGUGUUUCUGUUACCAUUGAACACAAUAAUAUAGAAUAACAGACUAUUAAAUUAAAGACAGUAGAGAUAAUAAAACAAAUUUCAUUUCAGAAUCUUUAUUCUCGGUGAUAACAUCUUUUCUGAUUUCUUUGAUCUUUCCGUUCUGCUGAAGCUGGAUGUGUCGAAUGUGGGUAUGUCUGAUGGUUCCGUUGUUGUAUACCUUGUUCUUAUUUGGAAUGUAAUAUUACUUAUAUGGAUUGACCAAGGUUUACAUGGCGGAUGUCAUCGAUGAAGUAGGAGACGCUUACUCUCCUGGUACUUUUUCGGGAGUCUCCGUACCGUUUUAUUAUUAUUUUUGCCGUAGUUUCAUAAAAUUCGUACAUGCAUUUAAAUUAAAAGAUUGUGUUUGCAUGUUAGUAUUUUCUUUGUGAUUUCUGUAAGAUUUUUUGUAUUAUAUUAAUUAUUUGUUAAUCUAAAGGAUUCUCUAUAUUACGCCACAGCCUUCCCUUUGUAUGUUAGACUGUGAUCUAGGUAUGUAUUCAGAAUGAAGGCAAAUGUAACUCUCCUAGCCAUCUUAGGUUGUCACGUGUCAAAAAGUCUCUAAAAUUAUUUAAUAACCAUUAUUAUUGGUAUUGUACCACUGUAAUAUCCUACUGUUAACGAUUCAAAUAAGGUGGUUAAUCGUACACGAAUGAGAUUAAUUUAUGUCACAUUUGUUGAUAUCGACAGUUUUAAUGAUGUCUUAUUUUAUCGAAUCCUGGUUAUACCGGUAUAUAUAUAUAACAAGACUGACUUGCAUCAAUUAAUGUAUGUACUUGAGUGAAGUACAUUUUUAUACAUUAUAUUGUCAGACAACUAAAUAUUUGUGUUAGCAUGGUGUCGGGCAACUAAAUAUUUAUAUCAGCAUUAUAUUGUCAGGCAAUUAAAUAUUUAUAUCAGCAUUAUAUUGUCUCUCCGGAAAAGUAUAUAUAGACACGAUAAGUAUUAUACUACAGUGUUCCAGAAAUCCUGGAUAAUAAAACAAUGCACAUUCUAUUUACAGCAAAACAUUAUAACAGAUAUAACACAUUAAGCGGAAUAUGAAGUGUUAUUUCUCCAGUGUUUACUUUCUUCAAAUAUCAAAAUGUUCAAGGUUUUUUAUUAUCAGUAAGCAUAUUAUAGACGCUAUGAAUAUUCGAACUUGUGACCUUUUGAUCUUUGAUCUUACGGCUUACAGUAGUGAUAUCCAAGCCAUUAACAUAUCAAAUAUAAAUAAUGUCAAAAACAAAACAAAAACUUUUCUUUGUGUGCAUGAUAUACGGUAGAAAAAAAUGCUCAUGUCAUUUUGAAAUUAUAGCCAUUUGAAAGGUACCAGAAUGGAAAGAUAAUUAGCCCUUUGUUUAGAGGGACAUAACUCUUCCUGUGACCACUUGUUUGUUCAUGUAUCACGAACAUACAUGUAUUAAUCAUACAUCAUCUUACAAACUGGGACCCUCAGAGAAUCGAGUCAAUUAAUCCCGAACCGAUACAUCCUGAGUUAUAGAACAUAUUCCUGAAACAUCCCGAUAUAUCCUGAGUUAUAGAACAUAUUCAUGAAACAUCCCGAUAUAUCCUGAGUUAUAGAACAUAUUCCUGAAACAUCCCGAUAUAUCCUGAGUUAUAGAACAUAUUCCUGAAACAUCCCGUUGUGAAAUUGAAGUGAUAGAAAAUCCCACAAGUAACAUCAUACAACCUUGUCACCGAUGUUCUUAAAAUCCCUAGAAUGUGUAGAUAUUUAGUUUCACCCAGCAUACAGGACGAUUGUGCCUUUUUCUUUUUACUAAUCAGAAAUCUCACAUAGAACCCUAUGUUAAUGAUGCUUUUUUUGUAUAUAGUGUACGGUAAAUAUAGCGAUGGUUUUUCAUAAGAUGUGUUCACCCUUCAUGGAAUGCGUAUGAUGACAUUAUAAUAACAUCUUGUAUAUUCGGACUGAUACAC